Molecule: messenger RNA, 3147 nt
Organism: Physella acuta
Lineage: Eukaryota; Metazoa; Mollusca; Gastropoda; Physidae
Product: S-adenosyl-L-methionine-dependent tRNA 4-demethylwyosine synthase TYW1
Biological process (GO): wybutosine biosynthetic process
Molecular function (GO): 4 iron, 4 sulfur cluster binding; catalytic activity; FMN binding
Source: RefSeq, a predicted model, not a curated record
UUUCUUUUCGGGGAGAGCACUAGGCUAAAUCAGGGGACGUAGAUCUAGCCAUAACUAAAAUAAGAAAACAUGUAUCGUGGGCUUUUACUCUAAUAGCUAACUUCUUAUUUCUUAGCCAACCUUCCUAGAUCUUGAGUUCUAGAAGAAAUGUUAUUGUUUUCCAUUGUUAGAUAUACACAACCUAAACCAGUUAACAGUGUAGUGUACUAAGAUGUUGGAGAAAAUACUGCAUCGUCAAGUUGGAACUGGGGCUUGGCAUGUGCCAUUAUGGACUGUAAUGGCAGCAGGAUUUGGCAUUGCUUGGCUUAUUUACAAACGAGGAAAAGAUUCAAAUUUGAAACAAAGCAUCCAGUCUCAACCUCUUGAAGAAAAAGCAACAGGUGACAAAAAGAGUAAAAGAAAAGUAAAAAUUUUGUAUGGAUCCCAGACAGGAAAAGCCAAAAAAUUUGCUGAGGUUUUACAGUCAAAAGUUGAAGAGCUAGGUCAUUCUGCAGAUGUGAUAGAGUUAUCUGCCAAUUAUGAUCAUGAAACUUUACUCCCACUAGAGGCAGAGGAAGGGAAUAUAGUGAUUGUGGUAGUCUCCACAUAUACAGAGGGCCAGCCCCCUGAAGACGCCAAGUAUUUUUACAUGUGGCUAGAAGAUGCUGCAGAGGAUUUCCGUGUCACAAAGUCUACCCUUUCAGGGAUGCACUAUGCUGUUGUUGGCCUUGGAAAUUCAUUGUACUCCGAACACUUUAACACUGUUGCUAAAAAUGUUGACUCUUGGUUCAAAACUUUAUCAGCCAAUCGAAUUUUACCAUUGUGUCUGGCAGAUGAAAAUGUUAGCAGUAGUAAAAACAAAGGACUUGAGGAAGAUUUCAAAGCUUGGCUGGAAUCUUCAGUAAAAAAUCUCAGACGUGCUAUUGAUGGGCGCAAGGUUACAGCCAAGAACUGUGAAGAUACAUGUACUAAACAGUGCAGCUGCAAGACUAAAAAAGAAGGGGAGGGGCAGGGAGAGGCUGGGGGGUGCAGUAGUGAUGAAGAAGAGGACCAUGUUGAUGAUUCUGAUGAUGAAGAUCCUACCCCUCCGAAACCUGCUAUCAUAGAUUUGGAAGACCUUGGUAACAUCAUGAAGCUUUCAAAGGAGUCAAGAUUAGCUGGUGGAGAUCCUGGGGCAGAUGGUCCUCGAGAAAUGAUCACGCCACUCUUAAGAGAAUCUCUGGAAAAGCAGGGCUACAAGCUGAUUGGAUCUCACUCUGGUGUUAAACUGUGUCGUUGGACAAAAUCCAUGUUGAGGGGAAGGGGUGGAUGCUACAAACACACAUUCUAUGGGAUAGAGAGCCACAGAUGUAUGGAGACCACACCCAGCCUCGCUUGUGCCAAUAAAUGUGUCUUUUGCUGGAGGCACCACACAAACCCUGUAGGGACAGAGUGGAAGUGGAAGAUGGAUGACGCGCAGACUGUGUUUGAUGGGGCCAUCAACAACCACAUUAAAUUAAUCAAACAGUUCAAAGGUGUCCCUGGGGUCAAGCCUGACAGGUUUGAAGAGGCCAUGAAUGUUCAACACUGUGCUCUGUCUCUCGUCGGGGAGCCUAUUAUGUACCCUGAAAUUAACAAGUUUGUUGAGCUUUUGCACAGUAAACAGAUUUCCAGUUUUCUUGUCACAAAUGCACAGUUUCCUCAAGAACUAAGAGAGUUGCUACCUGUGACACAGCUGUAUGUCAGUGUUGAUGCUGGCACUAAGGAGAGCUUGAAAAAAAUAGACAGGCCUUUGUUCAAAGACUUUUGGGAAAGAUAUAUUGAUAGCUUAACAGCACUGCGUGACAAGGGUCAGAGAACUGUGUAUAGACUUACCUUGGUCAAAGCAUGGAACACAGAAGAGUUGGAGAAUUAUGCUAAACUUGUCUCCCUUGGCAACCCAGAUUUUAUUGAAGUGAAGGGAGUCACAUAUUGUGGGGAGUCUAAAGCAUCCACUCUGACCAUGGAGAAUGUGCCCUGGCAUGAAGAAGUGGUCAAGUUUGUCUCUGAGUUGGCAGACAGACUGCCAGAGUACGAGAUAGCCUCAGAGCAUGAACAUUCAAACUGCUUGUUGAUUGCCCACAAAAAGUUUAAAAAGAAUGGAGAUUGGUGGACCUGGAUCGACUACCAACAGUUCCACAAGUUGUGGCGCAGGUACCAGGACAGCAAUGGUAAAGAAACAUUCAGCUCUUUGGACUACAUGGCGCCAACGCCUGGCUGGGCUGUGUAUGGUUCUACAGAGAAGGGCUUUGAUCCAGAUGAGACCAGAUUUUUCAGAAAGAAGAAGUCUCAGGGACAAGAGUAAUUGGCUGUUAAAGGAAGAAAAAAAUUCUGCAAAAAUUACCACAAAUAUCAACCUAACUUAAAGCACUUAACAAACAUAAAUUCUAUUACUCUGUCUUUUGAAAACUUUAGGUUCUUUUUAUUUUUCUAUUUCUUCUUCAAAACUUAUUAAAGAAAAUCAUUCUUUUUAAUUUUUUUGCUUAAACCCUUUAAUUCACUGCCAUAUUCUUUAUCACUGGCAUUUGGUUAUUUACAAAAAGAGUUUAAAAUUUCCAGCAAAUAAAUAUGUUAGAAAAAGUUAGGAAUUUUUUUUUGUGAAGCAUCGAGCUUAAGAUUUCCUUUACCAUGCAAAAACAACUAACAUACAAAAUAUCAUCUUGCAUUUUUAUUGUCACAAGUUGCUGGUAAUAAAGUGUAACUAACAAUUUUCUGAUGGUGUUGUAUGAAUUUGGGGUCAACAUAAGUUAGUGUUUGUUUCACCUCAAUAUUGUGAAGCCAUCAUAUUUAUCUACUCCUUUUUCUAACUAGUUUUAUAUUAGAUCAAAAACAGUUUUAACUGCAUUAUUAAGUGUAUUGCUGGAAAUGACAUUAUUAGAUGUUCACUAUUUGAAGCAUUAUGAUAUUAUAUAAUUUGAUGGGUAACUUAUCCAACUGCAUCAAGAAUGGAUUCACUGAUAUUGUUUACAAAGAUGUUCUUGUUUACACUUUGUUGUGGAGAUUGGGAGUUGUUUUCUGUAAUUCGUUUUUGGCAGGUGAAAGUUGAACUGAUAUGAAGACAAAUCUGGUUUUAUGUGCAGCACUUAUUAACUUGUUGAACUUGUUACAAUCUUUGACUUGUAGAGUGUAAUUAAAAAGAUUUUUUUUUUA